AUGCGGCGCGCCUCCCCGUACUCGUACGCCGUCUUCGAGCGCCUCCUCCGGGAGCACUUCCCAUUCCCGCGCCGCGUCUUCCAGGUGCACGCGCUCCUCCUCACCUCCGGCGUGCUGCUCCUUGACCUUGACCCCCAAUGCUCCUCCACCGCCUUUCCUUACAACUGCCUCGCGCACGCGCACCUCCGCGUCCCCGCCGCCUCCUCCUCACGCCCCCCGCCCGCCCCGCUGCGCCUCUUCUCCGCCAUGCUGGCCCGCGGCGCGCGCCCCAACCGCCACACCUUCCCGUCCCUCCUCAAGUCCGCCUGCGCCUCGGGCUCCGCGGCCGCCGCGGGGGCGCUCCACGCGCAGUGCCUCCGCCGCGGCCUCGCGGCCGACCGCUUCGUCGCCUGCUCGCUCGUCAGCGCCUACGGCCGUACGGGCCACCCGGCUCGCGACGCGCGCAAGGUGUUCGACGAGAUGGAGGGGGCCUCGGACCUGGCCUCCUGCAACGCGCUGCUCGACGCGCUGUGCCACGCCGGGGACCUGGACGCGGCGGGGGACUUCUUUGAGCGGAUGGCGGCGAGGGAUCCCGUGUCGUGGACGACGCUCGUGUCUGGGCUGUCGCGGGGCGGACGCCACUGGUGCGCUCUCGAGGUGUUCAGGGGAUUUUUGCUGGGUAACAUGGGGCGACGGCUCCAGGAGGCCACGUUGGUCAGCGUGUUCUCGGCCUGUGCCAACCUUGACGGCGGUGAGGGGCUUGCUGCGGGCAUGGCUGUUCACGCAUACCUCGUCCGUCAUGAGAUUGAGCUCACUGCGUUCCUGGGCACGGCGCUGGUUGACAUGUAUGGAAAGCAUGGGAGGCUUGGCUUCUGUAAGAGUGCUUUUGAGGUCGUCUGCAAGAAGGAGGUUUGCACGUGGAAUGCCCUGUUGUUAGCUUUGGCUAAUCAUGGGAAGGAGACUGAAGCGUUGGUGAAGUUCGACAUGAUGAGGGUUGAAGGCUUCUUGCCAAAUCAGAUAACCUUUCUUGCUCUGCUUACGGCUUGUGCUCGUGCAGGAUUGGUGGAAGUUGGGUUAUACUGGUUCGAGGCAAUGGUUGCCGAAUACAAGGUGGAACCGUUGAUGGUCCAUUAUGGAUGUGUUGUGGACCUCUUAGGCCGUGCUAGCCGUUUUGGAGAAGCCAUUCAGGUUAUAGAGAGGAUGCCCUUUGCGGCUGAUGCUUCUGUGUGGGGUGCUCUUCUUGGAGCUUGCAAGCUCCAUGGAAAUGUGGAGCUUGCCGUGGAGAUUGGGCAGAAACUAAUGUCUCUUGGCCCCCAGCAAUCUGGUCGGUAUAUGACUAUUAGGAAUGUCUAUUUAGAAGAUGGGAAUUGGCAUGCUGGUGCAAGAAUGGGAGAGGUGAUGCAGGAGGCUGGAAUCAAGAAGGCAGUAGGGCAGAGCAGCGUUGUGCUUGGUACUGCCAUUCCUUAA
Molecule: messenger RNA, 1446 nt
Organism: Miscanthus lutarioriparius
Lineage: Eukaryota; Viridiplantae; Streptophyta; Magnoliopsida; Poales; Poaceae
Source: the annotation of a GenBank genome assembly